Molecule: messenger RNA, 336 nt
Organism: Paramuricea clavata
Lineage: Eukaryota; Metazoa; Cnidaria; Anthozoa; Malacalcyonacea; Plexauridae
Source: the annotation of a GenBank genome assembly
AUGAGUGAGACAAACGCCAGCACCGCGCUGGAAACAAAAUUAGUUCAAUUGCAACUAACGACGAAGCGCACGGACGGAAUUCUUGCAAAAUCCGAAGAAGAGCCUAUUGCUCGACAUCAGGGAACACUAAGAACUGUUAUUGGCGAAGUGGAAAAUCUAAGGCUUACGGUUGAAGCUGAAAAACUGUGCAGAAAAGAGGAUACUACCGAGUGGAGCGAGGAGAUUGAUACCAAAAUCAGCGAGGCAGAUAGUCAUGUAAGACUGACGAAGCAAUGGUUGGCGGAAAACAAGAGGAAACUAGAGGAGAAGGAGAACGACGAGAAGAUCAAGUUUGAG